AAGCGCGAGUACGACGAGGUCGAGUCGCAAGGCGCAGAUGGCAGCCAUGGAGCGUCUGAAAAGAGGCACAAGUCCUACAUUGGCCGAAAACGCCUGGCGCAGGAAGACUCCGGAGCCAAGAAGCGAAUUCGAGCGAUUGAAAGAAGUCUAAGACGAAAUCAAGACAUGCCGGUCAAUGUGCGAAUUGAUUUGGAGCGCGAACUGGCGUCGCAGAAGCAAAUCGUUGCAGACCAGGAAUACAAGAGGAAGCGAAGCACAAUGAUAUCUAAAUAUCACAUGGUGCGGUUUUUCGAACGCAAGAAGGCUUCGAGAUUAGUGAAGCAACUGAAACGAAAACUGGAGCAAGAAUCGGACUCAAGCGAGGCAGACAAGAUACGGCACGACCUUCAUGUAGCUGAAGUCGACGAAGCAUAUACUCUUUACUUCCCCCAUCUCGAAACAUACGUCGGCCUAUAUAGCUCUACCGCUAAGAAAACGGACGAGGAGGAGACCGAGGAAGGCAAAGUCGCGGCUGCGAAGGCGGCUCUGGAGGCAGAGAGACCGCCAAUGUGGUCGGUAAUUGAGAAGGCCUUGGCCGACGGGAUUCCUGCAUUAGAACAACUGCGGGACCGCCGGUCGCCAGACGAU
Trichoderma atroviride IMI 206040 is the source of this 627-nucleotide messenger RNA. RefSeq lists its product as uncharacterized. Gene Ontology annotation, biological process: maturation of SSU-rRNA from tricistronic rRNA transcript (SSU-rRNA, 5.8S rRNA, LSU-rRNA). Lineage: Eukaryota; Fungi; Ascomycota; Sordariomycetes; Hypocreales; Hypocreaceae. The record is from RefSeq and is a predicted model, not a curated record. Gene Ontology annotation, cellular component: nucleolus; preribosome, small subunit precursor.